AUGUCGGGCAACAUCUUCCGAGACAGCUAUGCAGGCCAAGAGCCGCACGAGCAGCAGAACGAUGCAGCUCAAGCUCCAGCCAACCGUCUCAAGAAGAAGAGCUUCAUGAACCUUCCCGGUGGAGGCAAGGCCAUCUUUGCCUUUGCACUCAGCCUGUUCGCCUAUACGCUGCAGACCGAGUUUGCGCAGUACGUGCAGCAGGCGCUCAACUACCGCAAGCCUUUCCUUUCGCUCUACCUCGGCCACAGCGGAUUCCUGCUGCUGUUUCCCAUGCACCUCUUCUUUCUCAAGUGGACCACAAAGCGCCCCAUCACGCACUACCUCCAUCUCAUCGCACAGAAUCUGCGGUGGCAGCUCGACACGGCGCCCUCUUCUUUACCGGACCCGCGGGCCGACGAAGUGCGCCGCAGACUCAGCCGUGCGUCUGGCAGGGGUAGUCAAGCCUUCAGCGACGCCGACCAUGCCGAGCAGGGUGGCAUGAUCCGCCGCAAGGUGUCCUUCCUCGAAGAAACAUUCGGCUUCAACGUCCUUCGUCUUGCCGGUCUCUUCGUCGUGCUCACCAUCGGCAUCACAAUUCCCGCGCUCAGCUGGUACUGCGCAGUGCCCAUGACGUCGAUGGCCGACAUCACCGCCAUCUACAAUACCUUCUCCGUCUGGGCGCUCGUCUUCUCCGUCUGGUUUCUCGGCGAGAAGUGGGAGAAGCGCAAGGUGUUCUCCGUGCUGCUUGCCUGCUUGGGUGUCAUAAUCGUCGCCUACGGGGGCGCGGAUCACCGCAAAGUUCCAAAACCCGUCGAUCCGGUGCAUGGCAAACCGCCUGCAGAUACAGACCCCGCUGUCCGGCUCGUGCACCGCUCCAUCGCUGCGGCGGUGUCACGCGUCUUUACUCGCCGCGAAGCUCCGGCAGAUGUCCCGGUCAGUAGCGCGCACAACCCUGUGUUGGGAGACCUGCUGGCGUUCAUCGGAGCCGUGACCAUGGCGGCGUACGAAAUGGCGUUCAAGCUGAUCGGUACACUUCCGGAUGAAAUCAAGCAAGCAGAGAUGUAUUCGGCCGUUCCCGGCGGGCGCAAUCGCCGCUCGCGCAGCUACGUCCGAUACCAGGACCCGGAGCACGACGACAGCCGGACCGAUUACGAGACCGAGGGGCUUUUGCGCUCGUCGCAGUCCGAGGCACGCGCGACGGACGGCGAUGCACGUGCACUUCACGCCGGCAACGGCGACGGUGCCCAUCAUAUCCUCGGCGAUGACGAGCAAGACGUCACCGAGACCGCCAAGAAGCACGAGCUGGACGAACGGCGGUCCUUGUCUACGCUGGCAGAUAAGCUGAUUAGCCAGGAGCGCCCAGACUAUCAGAGCAUCACGCCGCCGCCGGAGCCAUCAAAUCCGUUCGCGGAAGAAGACGCAAGCAAGAUCGCCAAAGAAACCGCUGACAGGGUGCGAGUGCAUGCCAAGGCGGUGCCGAGCAGCGAGACCAAGCGCCGCGACGACGACGAAGAUAGCCAGGUCACGGAGUCGGAGCUGGACGAGGAAGAGGAGGAGCUUGUGCUUGCCGGCGCCACGCGUUUGCAUCGCACGCGCUCCCACCUCUCGACGCACCAUCUCGCCGACGCCUCGUACGCAGACGGCGACGAGAGCUCGCACAAUGUCUCUGCCGCGCGCAUCUCCACCGACGCGACGCGGCCGGGUGUGAGUCGCCGCAGCUCGACAUAUCGCAAAGUGCACGACCCAUCCAUCCCGCCGCCGCUUCCGUUUGGUCUGCACGCCAACGUCAUGACCGCCGGCAUUGGACUCACCACGUUUACCACGUUCUGGAUCGGAAUCGUUCUGGCGCACCAGCUUGGGUGGGAGACGUUUGAGCUGCCGCACAACCUGCGCACCUACGUCUCGAUUGCCAUGGUGGUGUGGUGCGGCAUCUUUUUCAAUGCGGCGUUCAUGAUCCUGCUCUCGCUGUGGGGACCUGUGCUGGCGUCGGUCAGCUGCCUCAUGACCACGAUCCUGGUCGAGAUCGCCGAUGUGCUGCUCGGACAUCGGCUCAAGUGGAUCAGCGUGCUCGGAUGCACGCUCAUCGGCGCCGGAUUCGCCGUGCUCGUGGGCGGAGACUCGAUCCACUAG
Messenger RNA from Moesziomyces antarcticus, 2109 nucleotides. RefSeq lists its product as uncharacterized. The record is from RefSeq and is a predicted model, not a curated record. The coding region runs from base 1 to 2109 and encodes 702 amino acids. The transcript has a single exon. Lineage: Eukaryota; Fungi; Basidiomycota; Ustilaginomycetes; Ustilaginales; Ustilaginaceae. Gene Ontology annotation, cellular component: membrane.